This is a messenger RNA of Trichogramma pretiosum, 1547 nucleotides long. RefSeq lists its product as uncharacterized. Lineage: Eukaryota; Metazoa; Arthropoda; Insecta; Hymenoptera; Trichogrammatidae. The record is from RefSeq and is a predicted model, not a curated record. The transcript is spliced from 10 exons. Gene Ontology annotation, biological process: detection of chemical stimulus involved in sensory perception of smell; sensory perception of smell. The coding region runs from base 92 to 1396 and encodes 434 amino acids. Gene Ontology annotation, molecular function: odorant binding; olfactory receptor activity. Gene Ontology annotation, cellular component: plasma membrane.
AGGAUACGUAACUAUAAAAAUUCUAUAGAAGCUCUUAAGAAUUGAUGUUUUAAAAUUUAUAUUUCAUACAACUAAAUAAAAGCAUAGCAAGAUGAUUAAUGCAGAUUUGGAACAAGAAUUGAUGAAUUCUUUAUUGACCGAUCCCCGUGUGGCGGUUAAUUUAUCGAAAAAAGAGAUUGGAGAUAUAGUCAACAAAUUCAUGGAAGAAAAUUAUUGCUGGGUUAAAAAAACUCUUCAAAUGGCAUUCUUAUGGCCCUACGACUCCGCCAAAAGAAAAUACGCUGGAAGAUUUUUUAUACUUUUCAACAUAGUACAUGCGUUUUUAUCGAAUACUUGGACAGUGACUCACAAAACUUUCCGAAAGCCUAUAGAUUUUGAAUUUUUAAUUGCUAAUCUCUUUGAGUGGAUGGUUGUGCUCGUUGUACUCAUGGCAUACACUUUAAUGAUAUUGAAAGGCCUAGAUAUGCAAAUAUUUUUCAAAUUAUCGACUUUGGACAUGGUAAAUAUAAUUGAACAGGAUGAAAGAAUCGAAUUAGAAAAGUGUAUUAGAAGGCAGUAUAAUUUAUCGCGUAUAUUCGGAGUUCUCAUCGCUGUAUCAUUCGUGGGAUUCGCCAUAAUGCCCGGACUUUUUCCCGUCAUCGGAGAAUUUUUAAUACCGUACUUGGAUGGAAAUUUUACAUUUAAAAAGACACUUUGCACAACUGCUGAUCUAAUUUUAGAUCGCGAUGAUUACUUUUAUCUUUGGUAUUUUUAUACAUGGGUAUACAUGGCGGUGCAAGCAACGGUUGUCAUAUCGAUUGCAAUGUCUUUUCUUUACAUCGUUUCAUAUACUGAAGGAAAAUUUAAUAUCGUUGGAUUAGGUUUACAUAAGUUAUAUGAAUUCACAUCAGCUGAUAAUUUUGUAAACAACAAAAAAGUGGAUGAUAAAAUUCAUGAAAUGAUGAGGGAGGUUCAUAUCAAUCAUUUUCGAUGCAUCGAGUAUUGCAAUCACGUUAAUCGUAUUUCAAGAAGUCUAUUGUUCAUCUUAUGGUCACUAAUUUUAGCAUCCCUUAGUUUCACUGGAUCUAUGUCAGUUAUACUCAUCCAUUCGAAUCUUAUAGUUUUUCUUGAAAUGUCAGUCUCGUUCGGCUGCGCUGUAUCAUUAGGAUUUUUUAUUAGUUAUUCAGGACAAAUAGUUACAGAUGCAAGUGGUUCACUUUAUGAAAAGGCAUACAAUUGUGGAUGGUACCAUUUUCCCAAGAGAAGCAUAGUUUAUGUACAGUUGAUGCUUGUAAGGUGUAUAAGACCCUGUGAAUUAAAUGCUGGGCCAUCGGUUAUUCGAUUAAAUUACGAAAGCUUUAGCGUCAUUAUGAAUACGGCAAUGUCUUACAUAACCGUGAUGGUAUCACUCGUUUAAAAAUAUUUGCACUUAGUUCUGAUGAAUUUCAAAUAAUUAACUAAAAUAAUAAUCGCACAUCAUUAUAAUUGAGUGGAGUGGAUUUAUUCUUAGAUUGAACUUUCAAAAGCAAGCAACGAAAAAAUUAUAUACUUUGCAUUUUUCAUUUUGC